CAGAUGACGUCUUGGUCUUUUUGAGGGAACCUGAAGAAUGAUUUGAGGAGUUGAUGUCCUCUCUAUCCGACUUUGGAGAACUGUCUAAACAAAACACAGGUGCGUCUCUGAGCUGGUGCGUGUGUUCCUAUGAUGUCACUCUGCAGCCAAAGUCUUCGCCCACUUUGAGACUGCUGUGGGUGUCUGUGUGGGUGGAGCUUACCUCCCCUCCCCCUCCUGGGGGAGUAUUUGUGAGGAGGCGGGUCGGCAGCGGCUCACAGCUCCAGCAGCAUCAGCAGCAGCAUCCUCCUCUUCGUCCUCCUGAGCAGCUGCAGAGCGGCAGGCUGGAGUCCUGGUACUCAUACACUCACUGGUUCCCGAUGGCGUCGGGCCAUGUGAUGAAGGACGACGACGAGCACAUCCCCAGGAUGCAGCCGGCCAUGAUGAUGUUCUCCAGCAAGUACUGGUCGCGGCGCGGGCUGUCGCUGGACUCGGCCAUGUUUGACCAGCAGCAUCAGCGGCAGCGGCACACCGGCGGACAGAUGUCGAGGCGUCCGUCCUUCUGUCCCAUCAACGAGAAGCUGGACAAAGAGGGCGCCGAGGAUUCUGGGAAAACAGCGGUGGUGUUUUCUCUGAAGAACGAGGUCGGCUGUCUGGUCAAAGCUCUCAGACUGUUUCAGGAGAAGCAUGUGAACCUGAACCACAUCGAGUCUCGGAUGUCGAAGCGAGUUCCUAACGAGGUGGAGAUCUUUGCAGACUGCAGCUGCAGCAAGAAAGAAUUCAACGAGCUGCUGGAGCACCUCAAAGACCACGUGAACAUCGUGUCCUUCAAUACGCCAGCACAUGUGUGGUGUGUCGAAGCAGAUGAAGACGAGGUUCCCUGGUUUCCCAUGAAGAUCUCUGAGUUGGAUCAGUGCUCUCACAGAGUGCUGAUGUACGGGUCCGAGCUAGACGCCGACCAUCCCGGGUUUAAAGAUAAUGUUUAUCGCCAGCGCAGGAAGUACUUUGUGGAAGUGGCCAUGAAUUAUAAGUUUGGGCAGCCCAUCCCUCGUAUCGAGUACACGGAGGAGGAGGUGAGGACGUGGGGCGUGGUGUUCAGAGAGCUGACCAAACUGUACCCGACUCACGCCUGCAAAGAGUACCUGAAGAACCUACCGCUGCUCACUAAGCACUGUGGCUACAGAGAGGACAACAUCCCGCAGCUGGAGGACGUCUCACUCUUCCUCAGAGAGCGCUCUGGCUUCACCGUUCGCCCGGUGGCGGGUUAUCUGUCUCCCAGAGACUUCCUGGCUGGUUUGGCCUACAGAGUCUUCAACUGCACUCAGUACGUCCGGCACAGCACCGACCCGCUCUACACCCCCGAGCCAGAUACGUGUCACGAGCUGCUGGGUCACGUCCCCCUGCUGGCUGAUCCAAAGUUCGCCCAGUUUUCUCAGGAGAUCGGUCUGGCCUCGCUGGGAGCGUCUGACGAGGACGUUCAGAAACUCGCCACAUGUUAUUUCUUCACCAUCGAGUUCGGACUGUGCAAACAGGACGGUCAGCUGAGAGCUUAUGGAGCCGGUUUACUGUCGUCUAUUGGAGAGCUGAGGCAUGCCCUGUCUGAAAAGGCAUGUGUGAAGAUGUUUGACCCGAAGACGACCUGUAACCAGGAGUGUCUCAUCACCACCUUCCAGGAGGUUUACUUCGUGUCGGAGAGCUUCGAGGAGGCCAAGGAGAAGAUGAGAGAGUUUGCAAAGACAAUAAAGCGCCCGUUCUCUGUGUACUACAACCCGUACACUCAGAGCGUCGACCUGCUCAAAGACACCCGCAGCAUCGAGGACGUGGUGCAGGACCUGCGCAGCGACCUCACCACCGUCUGCGACGCCUUGGAGAAGAUGAACACCUACAUGGGCAUCUGAAGCUGGGGAUGCACCACCAAGCUUCUGCAGAACAUCAGCCGCCAUCACGCAUCCAUCUACGCCUCUGAGUCCAAUGUAGCAACCACAGGAAGUUAUCAGCUCUCAUACCGGCUCAUAGUCUGUAUCACAGCACUACGAAUCCAUCAAUGACGACUUACUGAUCAGCUCAAAGGUUACCGAGACCCUGCCCAAGCAGCUGCAGGUGUUUCCUCAUGAAGGCAGAUCCAGGACGAGGCCCACUCCCUGUAAGGCUCCCCACGCCGAUCCAAAGCUGCGUUCACACGAACCACAGAGCAAAGUUUCACCUCGCUGCGUGCAGCAUUCACGUCCCCCCGUCGCUCCAUUUGACCACCUGCAAAGAGUCAAAGGCCUGUUUUUGACACUUUCAAACCAUUUAAGUUCAUCUGAAUCCCGUCUCGUUCGCUGCAUUUCCGGCUGAACCGCUGCAAAGCAUGGCAGCGGUUAGCUCAAUACAAUCAACUCAUCAGAGCAGCAGGUCGUGAGUAAGAAGGAUGUCCAAUAAGACCCUCGCACGUUGACUCACCUCUUUCAAAACCCCCUUCAGCCGACCCGCAGUCCAUCGUAAAAAUUAACUUUCUGUAAUUUUUCACCUCAAAGACCUGUUUCUCCUUUACGUUGGCGCCAAACUGCACAGGCUACCAUGGCACUUACUCAGCUGUGUGAUGGAUCCACAGUUCAGCUCAAAGUGAACAAGAAGAGAAAUCGUGCGACUCCCGCCUCAUUCACACUGCGAUUCCUCUGGCGUCCGUCUGAGCUCUCGCCAUACUUCCUGUCAGCAGGAUCGAGUGAAUACAUUGUUUAUUGCAUCAAAGCGCAUUCGCCUCUCUUCGUGUUGCGUCGUUUUCGAUGUCAUGGCGUGAAAGCUUCCCUUCGUGUUUGGUGUGAACGCUCCAUCUGAAGGUCCUCCCCUCUGAUGAGCUUUGAGCAUCGAGGUCACGUGACUAUAGAGCAUCAAUGAGUCAUGUGAUCUGACUGUGGAGGGGAAGAGUUUGUGUGAUCUGUGGACUAAACAGGCGGCGCUCUCAGCCUUUGCUGACUGGCCGUGGCUGACUGAACUUCCUGUGCUGCUGUGUUGUUUCUGUACACACCUGUAAAUGAUGAACCAUUAAAGCU
This is a messenger RNA of Oreochromis aureus, 3011 nucleotides long. It is a transcript of the gene tph2, whose product is annotated as tryptophan hydroxylase 2 (tryptophan 5-monooxygenase). The record is from RefSeq and is a predicted model, not a curated record. The transcript is spliced from 12 exons. Gene Ontology annotation, cellular component: neuron projection. Gene Ontology annotation, biological process: aromatic amino acid metabolic process; serotonin biosynthetic process. Lineage: Eukaryota; Metazoa; Chordata; Actinopteri; Cichliformes; Cichlidae. The coding region runs from base 54 to 1877 and encodes 607 amino acids. Gene Ontology annotation, molecular function: iron ion binding; tryptophan 5-monooxygenase activity.